Molecule: messenger RNA, 1517 nt
Organism: Strongylocentrotus purpuratus (purple sea urchin)
Lineage: Eukaryota; Metazoa; Echinodermata; Echinoidea; Camarodonta; Strongylocentrotidae
Product: S-crystallin SL11
Exons: 5
Coding region: 88-738 (216 amino acids)
Biological process (GO): glutathione metabolic process
Molecular function (GO): glutathione transferase activity
Source: RefSeq, a predicted model, not a curated record
UCUUUUCACUCCCGCUUCAGCCAGCCGUCAAGGUAGCAAGGUCCUCUCAACGCUCCGCACCUAUACGACAUCAUCUAGUCCCUCAUCAUGCCUACGCAGCCUACGUAUGAGCUUAUCUAUUUCACCGCCCGUGGUGGUGGCGAGAUUUCCCGUCUUCUCUUCGCCCAAGCUGGGGUCGAGUUCAAAGAUACUCGUCUGACUCAAGACGAGUUCAAAGCCGUGAAGGGUGACGUCACAAGAGCCCCUCUUGGUCAGUUACCUGUGCUGAUCGUAAAAGGCACUGCUACACCAUUUCCACCAAUCCCACAGAGCCAUGCCAUCGAGAGAUAUCUCGCAAGAAAAUUCGACAUGUACGGCAAGAACAUAGAAGAAGCUACACGUAUUGAUGUCGCGUGUGAAUGCGUCGUAGAAAUCUUUACUCAUAUCGUGAAGAUGUUCUUCGAGAAAGACGAUGCAAAGAAGAAAGAGCUAGGAAAGAGUUUUGUUGAGAAGGACUCUAAAACCGUCUUGACUGCUAUGUGCAAUGCUCUGAAGAAGAACAGUGGUGGAAAGGGCUUCUUCGUCGGCGACAAGAUGACCUUGGCUGAUAUCGCGGUCUUCCACAUGACGGAGGCCAUUUUCGGAAGCAUGCCACCCCUAGCAGCCAUGUAUCCAGCUUUGAAGGAUUUCUCUGACCGCAUGAGGGCUGAACCCAAGAUCGCUGCAUGGAUUAAAAAGAGACCGGUUACUCAAUUUUAAAUCACUUACGCUGUGGCUUUACCAGGAGUCUUUUUUUCCAUUAUUUGUGGUGUUUGAAAAAAAAAAUCCAUGUAGUCCAAUUAGAUUUCCUAUAUAAUUGUUCUCUGGAUGAAGUUGUGCAAUUACUUUUGACUAACAAAUAAUUUGAACACUUGAUUAAAAGGCAUUUAGACCAAUAAUAUGUUGGAUUAAUUAAUGACAUGUACAAGCAGGAAAAAACAAAUUUAAUAAGAGCCAGCCCCCCCCCCCCCCUCCCGAGUUGGAAGAAAUAAAGGACCCGUCAUUGGAAUUCGUCGACAGUUUUCUGAAAAUGCCUAAUAAGCUAACAAAAGCUGUCAAAUUUAUCGAUUGCAGUUGUGGAUUUGCCAAUAGGUAUACGAUAUAAUUACAAUCCACUCCCGUAUAUUAUGCACCCCCACCCCAUCGCUCGAUAGCCCUUUUCUAUAAUCCUUCAUCUACCUCGUUACACCAGUACCCCUAACAUCCUUCGUCAUUCACGCACUUCUUCACACCGUUCUCAUUCAUACGAACUCUUGAAAGAUAUUGAUUGAUCUCAUAUGAAAGGAAUUGAAAUUCAUAGUAUAUGACUAUAUUCAUAUACAGUUCAAAUGUAUGUAUCAGUGACAAACAAGUCUUUCCAUUACAGAAGAUAAUGACGUCAUCAAGUAGAGUUGAAUAAUUUCAUUAUUAACACGAGCAACAACGAUCACGUUUCAAUUUCGUGUACCCUUCUGUGAAUUAACAUUUGGAAAAAGAAAAUAAAGUUAGUUCUACCUUUU